Cynara cardunculus var. scolymus (artichoke) is the source of this 1780-nucleotide messenger RNA. RefSeq names its product tafazzin. The record is from RefSeq and is a predicted model, not a curated record. The transcript is spliced from 7 exons. Gene Ontology annotation, biological process: phospholipid metabolic process. Bases 61 to 1302 code for a protein of 413 amino acids. Lineage: Eukaryota; Viridiplantae; Streptophyta; Magnoliopsida; Asterales; Asteraceae.
CGCUGCUCUCUAAUUCCCCUCCCGAUAUUUUUUCCGUGCUCGAGCCUUGAUCUGAAAACAAUGGAGGAGCGUUGGUUCCAGAAGGAAGAUCGGUGGAAGGACAGAGCACUUUGUGUACAGCACCGCCUCAGAGAUCGUUUUCGAGUAGCCAUCGACAAACACCGUCGCCGGCAGCGGUCCAAUGGGUACGUUUCGUCUGUUAUGGAACGCUGGCUUCAACGUUUUCGCCAUUUCCGAAGUGAAACAUUAGCUAAUUCUUCCACUUUUUAUCGUAAGAGAGUUAUCAACGGCUUUGAUACACCUGAGGAUUCAGUUCUCACCCAAAUGCUUCAAGCUGUAGCUGUUCCUAUUAUUGGAAAUGUUUGCCAUGUUUUCAUGCAUGGCCUAAAUCAUGUGCAGAUAUAUGGAGGUGAAAAAUUGCAGCAAGCAUUUAAUAGACCAGAGAAGACACCACUUAUCACAGUUAGCAAUCAUAUUGCCUCCAUGGAUGAUCCACUAGUUAUUGCUGCACUCCUUCCUUCAAGUGUUCUUCUGCAUGCCCGUAACUUGAGAUGGACACUGUGUGCUAGUGAUCGAUGUUUUCGUAAUCCAGUGACUUCUGCAUUCUUUAAGUGUGUUAAAGUUCUUCCUGUUUCUCGCGGUGAAGGAAUUUAUCAAAAGGGUAUGGAUGUUGCUAUCACAAAACUGAACAGAGGUGGGUGGGUCCACAUAUUCCCUGAAGGCAGUCGUUCACGAGAUGGUGGGAAAACUAUGGGCUCUGUGAAGAGAGGCGCUGCAAGGUUAAUCCUGGAUGCAGAUAAUGCACCCAUGGUUGUUCCAUUUGUGCAUGCAGGGAUGCAAGAGAUAAUGCCCAUUGGAGCCACGUUUCCUAGGGUUGGCAAAAUGGUCACAAUACUUGUUGGUGAUCCGAUUGAUUUCAAAGAUCUGCGGGAGUUGGAACAGGACAACAAUGUACCAAGGGGAAAUCUAUAUGAUGCUGUGUCUUCAAGGAUCAGUGAUCGUCUAAUGAAACUAAAAGCACAAGUUGACAAAUUAGUUGAACUUCGAACUGAUAAACAAGAUGUACUAAUGGCGGAACAUUUUGAUACCGGAUAUGAAGAAGACAAUCGUUAUUUUAGGGUCGGAUUUUCUUGCCAAGGGUCCGGUAGGAUUACUAUGGACCCCACCGAGCUUAUGGGUUUUGCAGCAAGAGGCUUGUUUAUGAAUCAGAGAAUGAAGGAAAAUGUUCAACCUUCCAAAGCUUGGAACAGUUUUUGGAAGCAAAGUCAUGGAUCAAUCUCCAUGUUGGCAUGUGCCAAUUGACUUUUGACCUUUUUUUUUUCUUCUCCUUCAAAGGAAUAGGGUGGUGGGUGGCUUAUUGGAUCAAGAGUUGAGGUGGUACUUCCAUUGUAAGAUGUUUAUGGAAGUCCCUGCAUCUACUUCUAAUAUGUUAUGGUUCAACAAAUUUGCCACCACUAUAGUGUACUACUAUAAUAAAUCAAUACUCAUGGUGAUAGGCGGGUUGGGUUUUGGUGAGAAGAGAAAUUAUGGUGAGAAACAUAAGAAGAGAUCUCCACUCUUGGAUCAAUCAUAAUUAAAUGUUAACACAAUGAGGUGCACCGAGAUGCAUUAGAUCAAUUCAUUUUUAAAGCACAAUUAAUGGGUGAACAUGAGAUUAAAAGGGACAAGGGUUCAGAUUUUUUCUUAUGCUUCUCACCACUUGUCUAUUUUCUUUGUUAAAUUUCAAAUUAAAUAGUUUGCUUUUGUAAAAUAAGUUAUAGUCAAUGACAAAAUUCUAUCU